UGUGAUCUGUGCCAAUUUGCAUGCAAAGCACUGAUCACAAGCCCAUCACACAGGACUGGAUGUCACAUCCGUCAUCUUCAUGUAAACACAUUUGCGAGGACAUGGAUGACAUAAUUCCCACUCUGUCCUGCACACUGUGAUAAUGUAUGCAUGCUUCACGCGUAUGAAGGCUAUACGUGUUUGCAUGUGAGGAGGAGAAGCAGCAGGGCGCGUUCAGGACGCUCCAUGUCCAGCGAGCGCGCAGAAUCCGCUCCUGGUUUUGCUGCUCCGCUCCUCACACAGCGUAGACUCUAUUAUACCUUCAGUGACUCUCGGCGCUCCAGUAUUGCUGUGCAAGCAGAUGUUUCCAGUUUUAACGGUGCUCGCAUUCGGAGGAGGAGGAGGAGGAGGCAUCCUUUAGCGCGAAGGCUCGCAAAGUGGCACGAAACAACAGGAACUGCCACGACUCCCGGCUCAGUGUCAGACGGAGGAGAGUUGUCACAGCAGCAGCUGCGAGAAAGACAGUAGAGAGAACGAGGGGGGGAGAGAGCGAAGGAGGCAGCACUUUAUUUACCACACCUGUGAUGCGUUGUUCAGAGCAACGGAGACGCAAGAGACCGGGAUACUGAUGGCCACGGCUCAGCGGGAGGAUAUGUGCUGAGGAAAAGACUUGGGCGUUGUGUGUGUGUGUGUGAGAGAGAAAGAGAGAGAGAGAGAGAAAGAAAGAAAGAAAGAAAACAGGCGUUUACAGCCAGAGGACACUCUCCGGACCUGAGGAAAACUCAGCGCGACACUGUUUCUCCUCUGCCUCUUCCACCUUUUUUAAAACUUCAGUGAUAAUUAAAGAAGAGAAAAAGAAAAACCCGCUCGAAGAUGCCCUUACUCCCGGGCCCCUUUGUCCGCCGCAGGUUCAGCGCUGCGCUACUUGCGCUGUGGCUCAUGUUCGCUGGCUUCACCUGCUCUGGUUCUGAGCACACGGCCACAGCAACACUCCCCGCCGCCUUCUCAGAUCUAUUACCUCACUUCCUGGUGGAGCCAGAGGACGAGUACAUUGUGAAGAACAAGCCGGUGACGCUGACCUGCCGCUCCACUCCAGCCACACAGAUCUACUUCAAGUGCAUCGGCGAGUGGGUGCACCAGGACGACCAUUUGAUCGAGCGCACCAUUGACCCAGCCACAGCUCUGCCAGUCAUGCAGGUGACAAUAGACAUAACCAGACAGCAGGUGGAGAAGAUCUUCGGUCUUGAUGAGUACUGGUGUCAGUGUGUCGCCUGGAGCACCACAGGCACCCAGAAAAGCCAAAAAGCAUACAUCAGGAUCGCUUACCUAAGAAAGAACUUUGAGGUGGAGCCGCAGGGUAAAGAGGUGGCAUUGGACCAGGAGGUGUUACUGCGCUGCCUUCCCCCCGAGGGAGUGCCACAAGCCGAGGUGGAGUGGCAGAGGAACGAGGAUUUGAUUGACCCAGCAAGCGACCCCAAUUUUUUCAUCACGGCUGACCACAAUCUUGUCAUCAGAAAGGCCCGUCUGGCAGACACGGGCAACUACACGUGUGUGGCCAAAAACAUUGUUGCCCGCCGCAAGAGCAACUCCGCCACAGUCCUUGUCUAUGUCAACGGCGGCUGGUCCACUUGGACCACCUGGUCGUCCUGCAGUGCUGUGUGUGGGCGUGGCUGGCAGAAGAGGAGUCGGAGCUGCACCAACCCCACGCCACUGAAUGGAGGCACAUCCUGUGAGGGGCAGAACGUCCAGAAAAGUGCCUGUGUGGCCACCUGUCCAGUGGAUGGAGGCUGGAGUGAGUGGAGCAAGUGGUCGGCUUGCGGCGCUGACUGUUCGAUGUGGAGGAGCAGGGAGUGCACCCAGCCCUCACCUGGCACUGGGGGUAAAGACUGCCAGGGGCUUGACCUCCAGUCGCUCAACUGCACCAGCGAGCAGUGUCCACAGACUGUAAGUGGAGCCGAAGACGUGGCGCUCUACGUUGGCAUGGUGGCGGUGGCCCUGUGUCUGACGCUCCUGCUCAUCGUGGUGGUGAUGGUUUACCGGCGAAAGAAGGAGGGACUGGAUGCUGAUGUGGCCGACUCCUCGAUUCUCACCACUGGCUUCCAGCCCAUGGGCAUCAAGCCCAGCAAGCCAGAGAAUUCCCACUUGCUCACGAUCCAGCCUGAUCUAACCACCACCACCACCAGUUACCAGGGCACACUGCGCUCUCGCCAUGAUGCCACUGGGAAGUUUUCUAUGACCAACGGGCCUCUGCUGGACCCGCUCCCCAACGGCUCACACACUCUGCACAAUGGCAAGCUUAACGCAGACCCUGCUGAAUUUGUGAGCAGGCUGUCCUCUCAGAGUUACUUCAAAACUCUGCCCCGUGAUGUGGCCAACACCUCCUAUGGGACCUUCAACUUCCUGGGAGGGAGGCUGACAAUCCCCAGCACGGGAAUCAGUCUGCUCAUUCCUCCCGAGGCCAUCCCCAGAGGAAAGAUCUAUGAGAUUUAUCUCACUGUUCAGAGGAAGGAAGAUUUAAGGUUACCAUUGGCUGGCUGCCAGACCCUGCUUAGCCCCGUUGUGAGCUGUGGCCCCCCAGGAGUGCUCCUGAGCCGACCAGUUAUCCUCAGCAUGGACCACUGCUCAGAUGCUUGCCUCGAUAACUGGGCUGUGCGCCUGAAGAAGCAGAACUACGAGGGCGCAUGGGAGGAUGUCCUGCUUAUGGGGGAGGAGCUUGUGGCCGAGCCCUAUUACUGCCAGCUUGAGGCCGAGACGUGCCGACUGUUCUCCGAGCAGCUGGGCACCUUUGCCGUGGUGGGAGAAUCCCUGCACAUGGGUGCUGCCAAACGCCUGAGGCUGGUGCUCUUCUCCGACGCAUACUGCUCCACGCUGGAGUACAACAUCAGGGUGUACUGCAUGGAUGACACGCAGGACGUCUUCAAGCUGUUCCUCUUCAUCUGA
Solea senegalensis (Senegalese sole) is the source of this 2919-nucleotide messenger RNA. RefSeq names its product netrin receptor UNC5A-like. Gene Ontology annotation, molecular function: netrin receptor activity. The transcript has 13 exons. Bases 853 to 2919 code for a protein of 688 amino acids. Gene Ontology annotation, biological process: netrin-activated signaling pathway; anterior/posterior axon guidance. Gene Ontology annotation, cellular component: membrane. The record is from RefSeq and is a predicted model, not a curated record. NCBI's taxonomy places the organism in Eukaryota, Metazoa, Chordata, Actinopteri, Pleuronectiformes, Soleidae.